GAUCGAUCAAAUUAGUUCUAAGAAAUAACAUUAUUAGUCUAAUAAUGAAACAUUUUUCAUCAAUCAUCUUUCCCUUCCUCAUCUUCGUUUUCAUCACAAAAUUUUCACUAACUUUCUCAAUAAAUUUUGUUGAGCAAGUAUUGGAUGUAAAUGGUAACCCCAUUUUUCCAGGUGGAAAAUACUACAUCUUGCCAACAAUUCGUGGCCCCUCCGGUGGAGGAUUAAGACUAGGAAAAACUGGUAACUCAGAAUGUGAAGUUACUGUCCUACAAGAUCACAAUGAAGUUAACAACGGUGUACCAGUGAAAUUCAGUAUACCAGAAAUAAGCCCUGGUAUAAUCUUCACUGGUACACCGAUUGAGAUUGAGUUCACAGAGAAGCCAAAUUGCGCCGAAUCUUCAAAAUGGUUGUUAUUUGUUGAUGAUGUUUUUCAAAAAGCUUGUGUUGGUAUUGGUGGUCCGGAAAAUUAUCCUGAUUUUAAAACAUUGAGUGGAACGUUUAAUAUUGAAAAACAUGAAUCUGGAUUCGGUUAUAGGCUUGGAUAUUGUGUUAAGGAUUCUCCUACUUGUUUGGAUAUUGGGAGGUCUGAUGGGAAUGAGGAUGAAGGUGGAUCACGUUUGAUUUUGACUCAUCAAAUAGCUUAUGCGGUCGUGUUUGUAGAUGCUGCUAGUUAUGAAGGUGGAAGUAUUAAAUCUGUUGCUUGAUGAUGCCUUUGUUGUUAAUCUAAACAAGUACUGUAAUAUAUAGCCACCUAGUUCUUAAUUGUUUGGGUUCGUGAUUUGGUUUUGGUUUGUUUCAUUUUAUUUGCUUAGUUUCUUUGGUGUUUUUAGUUGUAUUGUGUGUAUUUUUAAUGAUCUCGCUUAAGUAUUUUUUAGUCAAGUAUUUCUUGUACUUUAUGAUCUUAUUCCUUUUUUCAAUAGCAAAUAAAAAAUUGUAUA
Messenger RNA from Vicia villosa (hairy vetch), 938 nucleotides. Its product is annotated as kunitz-type trypsin inhibitor-like 2 protein. The transcript has a single exon. Lineage: Eukaryota; Viridiplantae; Streptophyta; Magnoliopsida; Fabales; Fabaceae. The record is from RefSeq and is a predicted model, not a curated record. Gene Ontology annotation, molecular function: endopeptidase inhibitor activity. Bases 45 to 704 code for a protein of 219 amino acids.